ACAAUUGGGUACAUUGCGUGGAGAGAGAUCAUGAAAUCAUGAUUUAGUUCGCGGGUGACCGUCGUCAGGAACGCGUGCGUCGCCGUGUAAAAUACCACACUCAGUCACAACAGUGUCUUCUGUCCAUCGAGGAAUUCAGCAACAAGAGCAAAAAGGAUUUAGUUAUCCUUUUUCCUUCGAAAAUAAACGUACAACAACAACAAAAAAAAAAACAGAGAAAAUAAUUGAGAGGACUGAUAAUAAUCCUCCGUUUCCGUUCAGUUUCGUGUCUAAUUUUCGAUACCCGCAGACGGCUUCCACACUUAGUUGUGUACCUGUUGAACAGAGGGAUUAGAUAAUAAAGAUGCCGCGCCACAAGGAGUCCUUCCUCAGGUCAAACCUGCUGACGAUAUUGACGGUGUGCGGUGUGCUCGGAGGCACGCUCCUGGGAUGCAUCCUGCGGUCGACGCAGGAGGAGAAAUGGACGCCGCGUCAGGUGAUGUACCUUCAAUUUCCUGGAGACAUUUUCCUGCGGAUGCUAAAGGCCUUGAUCAUCCCGUUGCUGGUGUCUUCGGUGAUCGGCGCCAUAGGGUCGUUAGAUCUGAGCCUCUCCAAGAAAAUCGCAAUGCGGUCCAUCUUGUUUUACGCGACAACGACGGUGUGUGCCGUUAUCCUGGGCAUCAUCCUUGUCGUCACGAUUCGUCCCGGAACCAGCGCAGCUGCUGAUUACAAGGAUGUGGUCAGUGUUUCCAGGCAGACCGCUCGGCACGUCCUCACACAGGACACCCUGCUAGACUUGAUCCGAAACCUGUUCCCACCGAAUCUGGUACAGGCCACAAUCGCCCAGACUCAGACCAAGUUGGUGAUGCCCGAAAAUGCAACAGGCAUUCCUUUGGAGCAAUGGAAAUUCUAUGAGUCAUACGAAGGGACAACGAACGUUUUAGGUAUGGUGGUCUUCGGUGUGGUCAUGGGUAUAAGUUUGGGAACGAUGGGUGAGAAGGGAAAGCCGCUGCUGGUGUUCUUCGAGACUUUGAGCGAGGCCAUGAUGAUCAUCACCAGUUGGGUUAUUUGGAUCUCUCCGCUCGGUGUGUUCUUCCUGGUUUCCGCUAAGGUGAUGGAAACCGAGAGUUUCGGGGAAUUGGUUGGUCGCCUCGGUAUGUACUUUAUGACGGUGAUGUUGGGAUUAUUCCUGCACGGCUUCGGUACUCUCUCCGUGAUCUAUUUCAUUUGUACGCGAACUCUGCCCUUCAAGACCAUCGGCAAACUCAGUCAGGUCCUGGUCACAGCCUUCGGAACAGCUUCCAGUUCUGCAACGAUGCCUAUCACCAUCCAAACACUAGACAGGAUGGGAGUCGACCCGAGGGUCACCAGGUUUGUGAUCCCAGUCGGAGCAACUAUAAACAUGGAUGGAACUGCUCUGUACGAAGCCAUCGCUGCAAUUUUCAUCGCUCAAUUCAGAUCGAUUCCACUUAGCUUCGGACAAGUCGUUGCUGUCAGCAUAACCGCAACAGCGGCUAGUAUAGGUGCAGCCGGCAUUCCGCAAGCCGGUCUCGUAACCAUGGUAAUGGUAUUGGAUACCGUGGGUCUACCAGCCGAAGAUGUCACCCUGAUCCUAGCCGUCGAUUGGCUGCUCGAUCGCUUCCGUACGACCAUCAACGUGAUGUGCGACUCCCUGGGUGCCCGAUUGGUUGAUAUGCUGAGCAAAGGAGAGCUUGGCAAAUACGACGACAACGACAAGAACAACGCAGAUCCUCACGAGCUCGUCGAAAUCGCAAAGGACACUCGAAUUUAAAGGAUUCACUCACUCAUUAUAAAAAAAAAAAAACGAAUGGACAACGCGAACAGAGGAAGGAAGGACAAAAGAAACUGAAAUAUUAUAUAUUUUUAUUUUUACAUAAUUUAUUAUUAGCGAGAUGAUUUCGUAUAGAAAGCAACUGCCAAACAAUACGGACGUGAUCAUUCGGACGAUUUUCUCCUACUCUUAUCAAAUCGCAUAUGAAGGAUGAAAGAAAAUCAUUCGAAUAAAAGUCUCGAAAUCAAAUUCUGUUCAAUCUUGGUUUGACAUCUGUCAAUGACGUAAUACGCCAUUUGUGUUUCAACAAAGCUAAUCACCGAUUUAAUUUGUGCAUGUACGAUUAGACAAUGUGUAAUAUAUAUAUUAUAUAUAUAUACAGUAAAUGGAAAUAAUUGUUUUUACGAUUAAUAUUAGUGUAAUAUAUAUAUAUAUAUAUACAUAAGUUAAGUAAUCUUGAGUUACUUACUUUAGUUGCAACCCGUCUCCCUCUUGAAGGCACGGCUAUUUUUAACUCGAAUUACUUUUAGAAUU
This is a messenger RNA of Nicrophorus vespilloides, 2305 nucleotides long. It is a transcript of the gene Eaat1, whose product is annotated as excitatory amino acid transporter 1. Gene Ontology annotation, cellular component: plasma membrane. The record is from RefSeq and is a predicted model, not a curated record. The transcript is spliced from 9 exons. Gene Ontology annotation, molecular function: L-glutamate transmembrane transporter activity; glutamate:sodium symporter activity; neutral L-amino acid transmembrane transporter activity. Lineage: Eukaryota; Metazoa; Arthropoda; Insecta; Coleoptera; Silphidae. The coding region runs from base 344 to 1771 and encodes 475 amino acids. Gene Ontology annotation, biological process: L-glutamate transmembrane transport.